Molecule: messenger RNA, 699 nt
Organism: Notolabrus celidotus (New Zealand spotty)
Lineage: Eukaryota; Metazoa; Chordata; Actinopteri; Labriformes; Labridae
Product: protein LYRIC-like
Exons: 2
Coding region: 1-699 (232 amino acids)
Biological process (GO): positive regulation of canonical NF-kappaB signal transduction; regulation of transcription by RNA polymerase II; negative regulation of apoptotic process
Cellular component (GO): nucleus
Molecular function (GO): transcription coregulator activity
Source: RefSeq, a predicted model, not a curated record
AUGGCUGGGGACUUGAAAGAUUUCAUGCUUGAGAAAGCCGAGCUGCUUUCCACUCGUUUGAAAGAGGCCUUGUCUUUGGGAAAUGAAUACGUUCUGGCCCAGUUCGGAAUCUAUUUGGAUCUGAAGCCUGAGCUGUACCCGACAUGGGUAAUCCUGUCCACGGCUGCGUUUGGAGUCCUGCUGUUACUCAGCUUGUCCUGGGCUGCUGUCUGUGGCGGUCUGCUGGCCGGGAAAAAGCGGGGAUCCCCGAUCACCCAAGUCAGCAGCGAGCCCGACAAGGCCACUGUGGCUACACCUGCCAAACCAGAGGAUAAGAAGAAGAAAAACAAAAAGAAAACGCGUGAUAAGAAGGCUCAAUCUAAUGGACAACCAGUGACUGGAGCUCAAGAGGAAGUUAAAGCGACUGAGGGAGUUCCCAAGCUUGCCCCUCUGGAGAAGGUGCAUGAGGUACUGGCCCCAGUGCAGGUGAAAAAGAACAAGAAAAAAAACAAGGCAGAUGUGAAACAAGCCCAUAAGGUGUCCACAGCUGAUGGGAAGGAACAUGAUGAAGGUGCAUGGGAGACCAAAGUUAGUAACCGAGAGAAGAAGCUGCAGCGAAGGAAGGCCCUAUAUCAAAAUAUUAACAAAAGCCUGAAGCGAAAGGAAGAUGACACGUUCGUCAACAGAGCUGCUACCGCCAGUGACCUGAAAAACUCGUGA